Molecule: messenger RNA, 964 nt
Organism: Arabidopsis thaliana (thale cress)
Lineage: Eukaryota; Viridiplantae; Streptophyta; Magnoliopsida; Brassicales; Brassicaceae
Product: chaperone protein dnaJ-like protein
Exons: 1
Coding region: 355-648 (97 amino acids)
Source: RefSeq, marked reviewed
UAGAAGAUAUUUUACACACACAGCCCAAUAAAAACCCAAAUCCAAAAACUGGAGUAUCCAAAAAAAACACGGCUGUUUCAUUCAUCUCCUCACACAACAACUUAACCCUCACUAGCCCACGUGUUUACUUUCUCAACCAUUCCCUUAUCUCCCAAAAUUGUAUUUACUUCAAAAAUAAACCGAACCGUAUCAAAUUAAAACAAGACCACACUUUUGUCUGAACACAAAAAAAAAAAAAACUUUUAUUUUUUCCUCGAGACGUCUCUCUUCUUCAAUUUCUUCACGAUUCUACUUUUGCGUUAUCCCCAAAAUUGGCAACCAAAACCAAACCUCUCUCUCUUAUUGAAACCAACAAUGAGUCCGAUCGUCAUAACCCAGUUAGCUACAGGAAUCAGCGUUUUAGCCGGUGCGGUCUUUAUCAAAUCAGUCAUGGACCAAAAGCCUAUGGCUGGUCAAUUCCCUCGUUGUCCGACUUGUAACGGUACUGGACGAGUCACGUGUUUCUGUUCUCGAUGGUCCGAUGGUGACGUUGGAUGUCGUAGGUGUUCUGGUUCAGGUCGUGCGGCUUGUAGCAAUUGUGGUGGUUCUGGAACUGGUAGACCUUUACCGGCUCAGAUUACGGUUCAGCCACCGAAUCGUCCUUAUUGAUGAUUCUCAAGAAAUUUGUAUACUUUGUAAACGAUUCUUCUCUCUUGAACUCUCUCACUCUCUGUCUUGUAAGUUGAUUAUAUAUAUAUACACAUAGAUGAGAAACAGAUUUGAUAGCUUCUGUGAUAUUUUUUCUUGUGUUGGGUUGUUUUGUUACUGUUCAUAGUCAAAAUAUUCGAAUUUGUCAUUAUUGGUGGCUCAAAUCUUUAGUAUUAACUAUUAAGAAUUAAGAUGAUGGGUUUGAUCCAAUGAUACGAAAAGUUAGCUUCUUCUUGUAUAUUGUUGUAAAUGGACUUUGUUGGAUGUGUUUGGUUCA